UGGCAACAAAUUUAGUUGCAGUGAAAAUUUAUUAAGUUGUGCAUAAAUACAAAACGAAUUGAAUUAUUUAUUUAGAAAAAUGGAUAAACGUUCUAAAGAGGCGCUUCGGCGCUACAAAAAGUCUAGACAACAAUCUAGUUCUGACAGCUCUAGUAGUACUGAAUCUGAUUCAUCCGGAAGCUCGUACUCAAGUUCAGAUAGUGAACGACAUCGUCGGAAAAAGGCUCGUCAGGCAACUGGUGGCGCAUCUCGCCGUUCAAGUAGCUCAUCUACCGAGGAACGAAGAAAGCGUGAGAAACGUGAGCAUUGUCAAAAAAAACUUGAAGCGAAGCGCAUUCAUCUUAAACGGAAAUUGAAAGAAGCUAAAUUAAAGAAAAGAGCUGCUGCUGCAGCUGCAGCUUUGAGUGGCCACAUUGGUCAUAGGUCACUUUCUCCUACUACUCAAGCAAAGUUAAAAAAACUUGCUGAACGCAAGCAUCAACGUGCAGCAAGUAAGGAAAGACGUGAACGUGAGAAGCAUCGUGCUGCGAUCGCUAGGGAAAGGGAAAGAGAGCGCGAACACCACCGCACAGGUUCUCGAUCACCUACAAAAAUUACAAAAAUACGUAUUCACCAAGAUGUCAAACGUCAGAAAAGCCCACCUCGUAUGCAUCACACAAUGAUGUCACGUGAAAAGAUUAUUAUUCAAACUCGGACAAGAGAGCGUACACCUUCUCCAACAGUGGAACGUCGGCAUGAACAUAAAAUACGACAUGAAGAAUUGGUAAGGGAACGUGAAAGGCGCGAUCGUGAACGAGAUCGGGCUGAACGUGAGGCGGCACGAGAUAAAGAACGAGCUGAAGCAUUAGCACGUUGUCAAGAGCGACAACGAGAACGGGAACGUUUGGCUAGGGAAAAGCUAAGGCGGGAGGAAGAGGAAAAAAAAUAUGGUGGGGUUGGUAGUGAACGUGGAGAGCGAUUAUUGCCUCGACCAGCUGAAAGAGAAUUGGCUAUAGCAGCAUCUCGAGGUUACAAUAGUCGAGAGCGUUCUUUGGAAGCUAUUGAAAGAACACGACAUAUGUCAAAACAUGAUUUAGAUGUUUAUGAACGAGAACGUGAAUACAUGGAAGCUGAGAGACGUAACUUAAUUAAUCGUGAAGAUAUUCGACGUGAUCGUGAAUACAUGCCUACCCGACGUCGUGAUUUGAGUCCAGUAGGUGAACAUUACUCUGCACGAUUGAGAGAUCCUCAUGAUAUGUAUCCAGAUGAAAAUCGAGAAAGGGCUUAUAAUCGUGGGUAUAUUGAAGAUGGUCAUCAUGGACGAGAACGCGAGGCUCCUUGGACUCGUGAAAUCCGAGAACGCGAGUUACAUGACAUACGCGAUGUGCGAGAACAACGUGAUAAUCGAGAUCCACGCGAUUUCAGAGAUAUGGAAAGUGAACUUAUUUAUCCUGAUGAAAGAGAACGCCUCAUUCGCAAUCGAGAGCGUGUUCGUGAGGAGUGGAAAGGCGAUUGGGACAUAAGUAGGGAACAAGAAUGGAAUGACACACCACCAAUAACUGGGCGCGGAGGUUUUAUAGGUGGACCCAAAAGAAAUACUACCUUAAUCGGUGGGGCACCUAAUUCAGGGCCAUCAAAAAUACCACCACGCGAACAGCGGGCUCCGUCGGAGCCAGAUUGGGAUGCUGUUGAAGUGCAGAAGAGUACAGGAACAAAUAUAAAUAAAAUAGAACCUCCACUCAUACGUGAUGGUUCCAAUUUUGGUAUAGGCACAGGACAACGGGAUACAUGGGGUGCAAAUGAUCAUCAUGACAUGCCACCUCAAAGAGAAAAGCCUAUUCCACCACCUCGUACAGAGGGUGUAGAUCGACGUUGGCAAAAUGAUUGGCGGGAAGAGGAAGAUGCGAUGCACCGUGUUGCGUCUGUAAAUAGUGGUGGUAAUAUUCCACCAUCCAUGCACCACCAUCGAAGCGAGCGUGGUGGCAGAAAUUUUCGAAGAGGGGGUGGGGCAGGAGGCCCAGAGCAUGGAGAUCGUAAUGGGCAAGGGCUCCGAACGCAUCCACCACCAUUAAUGACAUUACCCGUGCAACCCCCUGCAACAGGUUUUCUUGGUGGAAAUCCUCGGUUUCCCAAUAAAAGUAAAAUGACGUACACAAAUCCAAACAUAAUCAAGAAGCAACAUGCUGCUAUGGCCGCUGCUAAAGCUGCACAAGCUAGCGCUGUAGCAGCUGCAAGCACAGCAGUAGCAGCUGCCAAAGCUGCUGCACAAAGCGCUGCAAAUGCUACGACCAAUCCAAGUAUACUAGGACAGGCCAGCAACUUGAUACGUCAGCAACAUGAACCGUUUAUCAAUGAUGACAAGCCGGAAGCCGGAGAGAUUUUACACGAUGCUGAUAGUAACAAAAACUUGGAUUUAGGAGUCACAACUAGAAAUGUCGAAUUAAUGCUCGGAAAUCCUGCAGUGGGUGAUGAUAGAGCAGCCGGUGAAUUAAGUGAAAUAAGUGAUAGCGAUGAUGACAUACUUAAUAAAGGGGAUAAAAAGUCUAGAACUGAAACAGAUGAGGAUUGCACGGUAAAAGUUGAUGGUAUUUCCGAACAGGAAGAUUUGACACGCAGUAACGAUGAUGCAGGAAUUGUAGAUGAGAAAAAUGAAGAUGACGAAAUGCUUGAUUUCGAGGAAAUUUCAGAUGGAGAGUUGGAGGAAGAUUCGCGUAACAAAGGAGUAGGAGAUGCUCUUGGUGUUGACUGGGCCUCACUAAUUGCUGAGACAAAACUUCAAGCAGAAAAUGCUGUUCCCGGAGUUAAUGAACAACCAACAACAGCAAAGCAAAAGUGGCAACCGCACCGUAUUAUUCUUGACAUGGGAAUAUCAUUGUGUAUGGCAGGUGAAGAUUAUGCAAAGAAACUAUUAUCUGAAUCGAGACAAAAAUUAGAUGAAGAAUUGAAAGAAAUAAGCCAAAAGGUCACACUAGAAGGAAAUACAGUGUCAGUUAAAAAAGAGAAUGAUGAAACUAAGAACAAUACUUUGGAACAUGCCCUGGAUAUCAAAGAGAAAGUCGAUAUUAAAAUGGAACCGGUGAACGAUAAGCCCGUAGAUGAAAUGGAUGACGAAGUUUCAUUCAAUUUUGACAGUUUACAACCACUCGCUUGCCUGCAAGUUGGUGAACGUAAACAACGCCUGGAACGACAAAUUUUAAUCUCAAAUGCAUGUGGCACUCAUAGUCGAGCUUUGAGCGCUCGACAAGAUUUAAAAUUAAGAAGGCAGAUAUGCAAUUUACCAGCACGCGAUUGUGAUUUAUCCAAGCCGCCACCCAUAAAUGCUAAAAUAAAAUCACUGGCUCUAGCAGCAUUUCAACGUACAUUAGAAGUAAAAUAAAAACUCAAAUUUGUCAACAAUUAUAUUAUAUAUACAUGUGUACUCUGUUUUUCUUCAUAAA
Messenger RNA from Bactrocera latifrons, 3416 nucleotides. It is a transcript of the gene Flacc, whose product is annotated as zinc finger CCCH domain-containing protein 13. NCBI's taxonomy places the organism in Eukaryota, Metazoa, Arthropoda, Insecta, Diptera, Tephritidae. Gene Ontology annotation, cellular component: RNA N6-methyladenosine methyltransferase complex. The transcript is spliced from 3 exons. The record is from RefSeq and is a predicted model, not a curated record. The coding region runs from base 80 to 3355 and encodes 1091 amino acids.